Messenger RNA from Funneliformis caledonium, 228 nucleotides. Lineage: Eukaryota; Fungi; Glomeromycota; Glomeromycetes; Glomerales; Glomeraceae. The record is from the annotation of a GenBank genome assembly.
AUGAGUGAUUUAACUACACCAAUACACGUUUUAGAUGAUUUGCCUCGACUGUCGACGACCUUACAUAUGCCCAUGUCUCCCGGCUGGUCAGCUAAUGCAUCCCUCUGCGUUUGCUUAUUGCUGUUUGAGGUCGCAGGAUCUGGAUUUGCAAAUGAUCUAAGGAUUAUACUCUUGUUUAACCUUGAAAUAAAAUUAAAAAGGGAUUUAGAUAUAUAUUGGCAAUUUUAA